GCCUGGCUGACAGAAAUCCAAGAGUACGCAAAGCAGGACGUGGUCCUGAUGCUGCUGGGAAACAAGGUGGACUCGACACAGGAGCGAGUGGUGAAGCGAGAAGACGGGGAGAAGUUAGCCAAGGAAUACGGUGUGCCCUUCAUGGAGACCAGUGCCAAGAGCGGACUGAAUGUGGACUUGGCGUUCACGGCCAUUGCCAAGGAGCUGAAGCACAGAUCGAUGAAACUUCCCAACGAGCCCCGGUUUAAGCUGCACGACUACGUCAAGAAGGAAGUGAAAGGAUCUGGUUGCUGCAGGUCAUAAGCGCAAGCACUUUCCUGUGUGUGCUGCCGUCCGGGGAUCGGGGUGCGCAUCCCUUGUACAGAGACUCGCAACAAGCGUCGCGUGUAUUGUUGCUGGACCCAUCUGUGUGCCGCUCACCUCCCUCCCUGCCUCCCCACUGCGGAAACGUCCGCAGGUCUCUUCUGUAUCUCUCUCCUGUAUCUCAAGGAAGCGUGAAGGAGCAGGCGGAAGUCGAUGGGUUCCCCCCCUCCCCCGCCCAGCCAGCUCUGGCGACAUGGCUCAAAUGUUAAAUCGGUUGGGACUGGAGGGUAAUUAAGUGUGACCUGAAACUGAGCCCACCCGUUGGUCCCAGGAAAAGGUGGGUAACAAAGAAUCAGGGCUGGCCCUCCCAAGGGACGUGUUCUGCCCAAGCACCACAAGAGCAAAAGCUGUGCCAGUACAUCUGGGCUCACACAGAUGUGCCAGUACAUCUGGGUUUGCUGCGCUCAGACAGGACACGUCGGGAGAAGGAUUAUACCUCCUUGUUCUGUCCCCCGUUGUUGUGGGUGUAAGGUGUGGAGGAUCCCGAUCCCUUCCGGCCUUAGGCCUCGUCUUUCUAGAGGUUUGGGUUUGUACCUCAAUUGCUCGGGCGUUUUUGUUUUUCUCAACCACCAGCGUGGGCCAGUAGGCUUAGCGAAGCGUAGUGUGUUUGGUGUGCUCUGUCGACCAGCUUUCGAUCGUCCGAGCUGGGGGGAGGCUGUCGCUCUUUCCCACAAGGUUGUUUUGCCAGCCCUCUCCUCUCCGGAGGAGGGGAAGAGACCCCCAUUCCACCUCCUUUUUCAGGGCUCUUUUUGGCCACUGGAAUUUCUAUCGCUUCCUCCCAGAGUGCAAACGCUUUGGGUGUGUUUCUGUGGUGUGCGCGUGUGGCUUUUUUUUUAGAGAGACGUGCAAUACAAAGAGAGCGCUUUUUUUAUACACUGGAGAUCGCCGUUCUCAUUUCAAGGGGUUGGGGUUGGUCCCCCCUCGGUUCUUUGCUGCGAUUCCUGCAGUUGCUUUCGGAGGCCAGUAGCGGGGCAAGGAGGGGUUUCCUCAAGUGUCACACCAACCUAUUCCAGCAGCGGUGGUGUUUGCUUCAGGGACGGUCUAGAUCCUCGCGUGCAACAGGAUGUAGAUGAGACAGGACCCCUUCAGACUGCGGGGAAUAGCAGCUCUCUGCAAGCAGAAAACUAGCACUGCAGGGGGAAGGCAGGGCUAGGCUUGUCCUUCCUGAUGCACCAGUUUGCUUUGAGGGGAAAAGGGAGAAGUCAGGAGCUGGCACUUUUGGCCAGAGGAUUCAAGGAUGGUCCUGGGGCUGGGUUUGGGAGAAUAUUGUGCAAAGGCUGUCCCACGGAUGGGAGUUUUGUCCGUGGAGCAGCAAGGUGGCUUCUGGUCCCGGCUGGGAUCUGCACAGCAAAGGGGUCAACCCUUCCUGGCUCAGUAGCCAGAAGCCUCCCAUGGCGCCUGAGCCCCUUGCCACUGGGGGGGGGCCCUCUCAGACUCCCUUGCAGUGCUCUCGGGAGAAGGUUUGCCCAGCUCUUUCGCAGCCUCAGCCUUCAUUCUCCAUGCCGGCCUUUUAUCGCUCAGUGUAGAUAUAUGUUUUUUUUCUUCUCCUUUCAAAAGCUGCCGCACCCGCUGAUUAUUCUUUCUCAAUGUUGCCCCCAAGCCAGCUUUGAAUCAGGACGUGCUGCCGAAAGGGGCCAGUGUGCAUGUUGUGUGUGCCCAAUUCGAAGCGUUUCCUCGCAUCUCCGCCCGCCAGGGUACAAGCAGCGCCCGUGGGGCUCGGCCCCAGCGACGGGUUUUUAGAUUUUGUAUCGUGCCUCGGAAAGGCUGCUGCUGCGGCUGCUCCUUGCCCCAGCUGUGUCCCGCGCUUAGCUUCUGCGACAUUCCUUCCGCGAGAGACGCAUGGACUCCGGAGCCCGACCUGCCUGCCGGGACGCAGCUGCCGUUUUCGAUACAGGUCACUGCUGCCCCCUAGCGACGGAAGCCUGUCAGCACACACGGCCCCUUCCAACAGUGUUACGUGUACCAACUACUCGCUGGCUCUCUUUAUAGUUUUUUUUUUCUUCUU
This is a messenger RNA of Gekko japonicus, 2368 nucleotides long. Its product is annotated as ras-related protein Rab-26-like. NCBI's taxonomy places the organism in Eukaryota, Metazoa, Chordata, Lepidosauria, Squamata, Gekkonidae. Gene Ontology annotation, molecular function: GTPase activity; GTP binding. The transcript is spliced from 4 exons. The annotation marks the transcript as partial. The record is from RefSeq and is a predicted model, not a curated record.